Molecule: messenger RNA, 480 nt
Organism: Aegilops tauschii subsp. strangulata
Lineage: Eukaryota; Viridiplantae; Streptophyta; Magnoliopsida; Poales; Poaceae
Source: RefSeq, a predicted model, not a curated record
AUGGAUCACGUACCCAUCGAAGACUCCUUGGAAUCGCUCCGGAUCGACUCCUCGCCGCCGCGUGAUGCGACGGCGUCGGCGCCGGCGCUCGACGAGCCCACGGCCCCCCCGUUCCAGGUGCAGGCAAGACCGCGGCACCAGCCCCUCGGCGCCCGCACGGGACCCUGGCCCGUAGCUCUUCCGUCCGCUUUCAUGGCGCCAGCCGCCCACGACGGCCACGGUGGCGACAGCAGUCACGAUGCUCACGUCGUCGGCCAGGGUCAGUCCAGAUACGGCGAUUCGGCGGCGGGGCAGCAAAUCCGGUGGGAGCCGAGGACGAGGAUGUGCGGCCAGUGCCACAGGAUGGAGACGCCGCAGUGGCGGACCGGGCCGGACGGGCCGGGCACGCUGUGCAACGCGUGCGGCAUCCGGUACAGGAUGAGCAGGGAGGAAGCUUGGGCGCAGUUGGCGUCCAACGCCGGCGAAGUUCCCCGCCCGUGA